AUGUGUCAUGGAAACAAACCAUAUGGCUGGAGUGAGGAGGCGACCCCUCCUCCCUGGGAACCACACCCACCCUCCCCGGGGCUGCUUCGUCCCACCCCACCCAGAUCCCGCUGUGGGGGGCAGUUACGAAAUUCUGAAUUGCCACCCUCCGCCCCCUUCCUCCGGACCCACCCCCACUGCCUGGUCCCCUCCCCCAUUCCCUCAGUCCCACCCCCGCCCCGCUCCGGGCCGGGCUGCGGGCGGGGCGCUCCCCGCUGUCCGGUCCCGCACUCCGCGUUCGGCCCGGCUGACAGCUGCGAGGGGAGCGGGCACCGUGGGGCCCGGGUAUAUUUAGACAAGCUGCCGGGGAGCGCAGAGACCCACCAAUCCCAGCCGGAGCUAGAGGGGGUGUCUGGCAGCUCUCCUCAGAGACGGGGCACAGACAGAAGCAGGACAGACAUGGGGACGUGGAUCCUGCUGCUGCUCUGCUGGGCCCUGCUGGGAGCAGCCAGUGCUGAGCCUCCCAAGGAGCACGACCCCUUUAACUACGACUAUCAAUCCCUGAGAAUUGGAGGCCUCAUCUUCGCCGUCAUCCUCUUUCUGCUGGGAAUCCUCAUCAUCCUCAGUCGACGCUGUCGUUGCAAAUUUAACCAGCAACAAAGGACUGGUGAGCCAGACGAGGAGGAAGGGCCUCUCCGAAGCUCCAUUCGCCGUUUGUCCACCCGGAUGAGAUAGGCGGGCCCAGAGGCUGGUCUCCCCAAGGCGCAGACCCCUCCCUGGAUAUGAAGAGUGACCCCCUCUUCCCCCGCCCCAUGCUGCAUAGCCGUAGCACUUAGCCUAGACCAGGCCCCCGCGCGCUGAUUGCAGCCCGCAGAAUCUGAGCCAGCUAACGGGGCAAUAGGGACACACACACACACAGAGCAGGUCUCAUCCCCUCCAACAGGGGGCAGUAGGGACACAGACACACACACACACACACACGCACAGCAGGUCUCAUCCCCUCCAACAGGGGGCAGUAGGGACACAGACACACACACACACACACAGAGCAGGUCUCAUCCCCUCCAACAGGGGUUAGUAGGGACACACAUGCACACCAGGUCUGAGCCCCUCCAGCAGGGGCAGCCGAGAGACACACACACAAACACAGAGCUCAGGGCUUGUCCCCUCCAGCCGGGGGUGGCAGGGACGGACAGACAGACACACACACCUGGCAGGUCUGAUCUCCUCCAGCAGGGGACAACAGAGAUGUACAGAGCAGAGCCUGUCCCCAGUAGCAGGGGGACACCCCCCAUUCUAGGGGUGCUGCCCUUGUGGGCUCUGGGCAGCGGUGCCAAGAGCCCUGUGUGUGAGGGGUGCAGGGAGGGGUUACUGUGGGGGGCGGUGGCAGUCGGGGUCCCUGUUGAAGUGUCCAUCAUGGGGCUGUGAUGGGAACAGCUGGCUCCCACCCCUGGGUCAGGGCUGAUCUCCUCCAGCAGGGGCCAGUAGAACCCCCCCAGCCUCUGCAAGUGUCCCUGUGUCCAGCCGGGGGCGCUGUCUGUAGUUGCUGGCCGGAGAUGGCUUCCCAAUAAAUGCUACCUGCCCCCCA
This is a messenger RNA of Gopherus evgoodei (Goodes thornscrub tortoise), 1567 nucleotides long. RefSeq lists its product as uncharacterized. NCBI's taxonomy places the organism in Eukaryota, Metazoa, Chordata, Testudines, Testudinidae. Gene Ontology annotation, cellular component: membrane. Gene Ontology annotation, molecular function: sodium channel regulator activity. The record is from RefSeq and is a predicted model, not a curated record. Gene Ontology annotation, biological process: monoatomic ion transport; regulation of sodium ion transmembrane transporter activity. The transcript has 10 exons. The coding region runs from base 1 to 714 and encodes 237 amino acids.